AUGAGCUCCUCCAAGUCCACUGCUCCUAUGGUUGACGACUCUAUGGCCAAUGGCGCCAAUACAGACCAGCCUGUCCAACAAUCCCCGAACAUGCCAUCCAACAACGAUCAGCAGCUCGAUCUAGUGCCUUCUAACUUUAACUUCAAUGCCAUGUCGGGUGACCAAGAACACGGCACUUUGCCUGACUACUCUAUGUUUGAUGGCGGGUCGACAUAUGACUACACCAGCACCAACAACAUGAUCGGCGACGACAUGGCCCUGAGCAAUCAUUUUCCUCGUGACUACCAGGAGGCCGCCGAUGCGAAGACGCCUGGUUAUCCCGGCUACAACUACCACUCGUCUCCAGCCCAAGUCGGCCACGAGUUCCAACCUUCUUAUGGCGCUCAGGUGCCUUUCGAACCCUCGCUCAGCACUUACGAGGCAAAGACACCUUACGUCGCCUCCUACAGCUCGCCUCACCAGUCUCUCACUGCGAACUCCAACCAGAUCUCGGAUCUCAACCUUGACGUCGGCGGAAACAACCCUCAGCCUUCUGGCGGCUUGUUCUUCGGCGCUCAGCCACUCGUCGAUUUCUCCUCCGGCCCUCAAGAAGCCGACUUCUUCCCCCUCGUCAGCCCUAUGGACACAACAUUCCCUCCUUCAGCACCUCCUACUCCCGCCACCCAGCCAGUCUCUACCAAGAAGGGUUCUACUCCUCGUAAAGCCAAGACCAAAGCUAUGGCAGCCAUAGUUGGUGAAGAAGCCAGCGAGGGCGAGGGCCGUCCACUCCUCACCUCUCGCGCUAAGGGAAAAGCUAAGGCGAAGACAACUACAGCCGGGGACGAGCACGGUGAACAUGACGCCAAUGCAGAGACCCCUGCUACUAGCUCCGCAAAUAAGGGCAAGGGUCGUAAGGGAGCUGCCGCCGACAAGACCUCGACCAACACUCCUAUCAAGAAGCUCAAGAAGAAGACUCCCAGGAAGAAGGUCGCAACUGAUACAUUGAACUCCAUGGGCCACCAGCGCCUCCGUAAAGCAACUCAAGGUGGCAUUGCCCAGACCAAGCCUAUCCCUCACUCUUUCGACGAAUGUGACGAGGCUGACCAGACCUUGAUCACCAUGCGCGAAAGCGGUCACACCUGGGCCGAGUGCAAAGAACGCUACGCCGAGAUGGAAGGCGUCGUCCACGGUGCCAGCACAAUCCCCAACCGCUACGAGCGCCUCAAGACCGCCUUCAUCAACAUGCGCGACGAAGACAACCUCCGCCUCUUUGACGCCAAGAAGAAGAUCGAAGAAGACUUUGACCAGAGAAAGUGGGCCUUGAUUGCCGCAGAGAUUACCAACGAGGGUGGUGACACCUACCACCCUCAAGACUUGAGACGUCGCUUCAAGCAGCUGAUGGAGAAGAGCGGUUUCGAUGCCGAAAGCUUGAUGGCUAGAAAAGACAAUGACUUCAAGGCCGAGGAAGCUGAUGUGGAUGAUGAGGAUUUAGAGGAAGGGCAGUAUGAUGCUUACGGAGGCGGCGAAGAGCAGUUCGAGUACCCUCAGAUGGACAUGGAUGACGGGGAUGAUGAUGGCGUUGGAGGCUCGUUUGCCUACUGA
Molecule: messenger RNA, 1581 nt
Organism: Aureobasidium namibiae CBS 147.97
Lineage: Eukaryota; Fungi; Ascomycota; Dothideomycetes; Dothideales; Saccotheciaceae
Exons: 3
Coding region: 1-1581 (526 amino acids)
Source: RefSeq, a predicted model, not a curated record